Messenger RNA from Bathycoccus prasinos, 2121 nucleotides. RefSeq lists its product with no specific name. Lineage: Eukaryota; Viridiplantae; Chlorophyta; Mamiellophyceae; Mamiellales; Bathycoccaceae. Gene Ontology annotation, biological process: lipid metabolic process. The transcript has a single exon. The coding region runs from base 1 to 2121 and encodes 706 amino acids. The record is from RefSeq and is a predicted model, not a curated record.
AUGCGUUGGUCGCUUCUCGCGGCGGAAGCGCGAUGCUUUUCCCCGCAUCCCUCCUCCCGAGGAGUUGUUCGAGGAGGAGGAAAAGGAGGGAGAAUGCGCUUUGCGGUCGUUCGAGGAGGAGGAAGAAGAGGAAGAGGAACAGGCGCCGUUUUCACAGUCUUUUCCGCGCUGGGAAAGGCAAAAAAAGAGGAUGAAAAAGAGGAAGACUUUUCUAUGUCGUCGUCGUUUGAUCUUCUUUUCUCGAAGAAGAAGAAGACAAAGAAGAUGAAGAUGAAGAACGAGGUGCAGGAGGAGGACGGGGGUUUGAAGAAGAAGAGAUCGUCGCUCUCGUUCGUCGGGAAUUUGUUUUUCAAUGAGAGUAAGAAAAAGAAGGAUAAAGAAGAAGAAGAAGAAGACAAAGAAGAAGACAAAAAGUCGAACUUCUCCCGCUUUUUGUCAGGGGGAAAAGUAUCAUCUGUAUCAUCGAAAGGACAAACAGAACAAACGAAAGAGAAGAAGAAAACGAGUACUAAUAAGUUAUCUCUAAUAAACGAAGCUCCGGUGGUUGGUUCGAUCGCGCGCGCGAUAAAAUCGAGACGGGUGGAUAAAAUUGCCGUCCCGGUCGUCGGGACGUUUUCGGAGCUGUAUAGACACGCGGAAAUCGCAACCAUGAACGAUUGGAAGGAGGAAGACGUGAAGGAGUAUUUCAAGAAACGAGGGGAGGAUGCGAGGGUGUUGGAAGUACCGUCGAUCGAUCAGAGAGUGGUUUUGGCGGUGAACGAUCGGGAGAAGAGGAUUACGAUUUGUUUAAGAGGGACGAAGACGUUGGUGAACGCGGCUCAGAAUUUAAGAUUGACGACGUCAGCACCGACGUUUAGGAAUAACAUUAGUUUAGGUGGUAGUUUCGGUAGUAACAUAGAUGGUACGCAGCAACAGCAGCAACAACAAAGGCGGUUCCCGACGAUUAAGUUUCCGACAAUCACCGACGCGAGGAGGAAAGAGCUGUUUGAAGAGUUUCCGGAUUUUAACGUGAAGAUGCAUCGAGGGUACCGAACGAUCGCGAUGGUCGUGAAGAGAGAAGUGGACCAGUUUCUGAAAGACGGGUACGAGGUUGAUUUACAAGGCCACUCGUUAGGCGGAGCGUGCUCUUUAGCCUUGGCGUUGCUUUAUCAUCACGAAGGCAAGACGAAAGUGAGAAGAGUGGUGACGUUUGGGAGUCCAAAACUCGGGCCGAAAGAUACGCAAGACGCCGCAGAAAGAGCCGGGUUGAAAAUCUUAAGAGUGGUGCAAAAAGACGACAUAUUCCCGUUUUUGCCCAUGUCUCGACCAGGGGUGACGCAACCGUACGUUCACUGCGGCGAGGGUAUUUAUUUAGACAGCGACCAACCCGGGAAGUUUGCGGAAUUGCCGCGAUGGUACGGCGGGUCUGGGAUUUUGUGGAGGCAAAAAGCCAUCGUCACGGAAGCGUACAAGAGUUCGUUGAAGAAACGAAACGAAGCGUUGCAAUCGAUUGAUUACGAUCCGUUACAACCGGAGAAAAUUAACGUGCCCGGGAUUGGACCGCGAAACGAGAAAAUAGCAAAGUGGGUGAAACGCAUUCGACGACAACGAUUUUUGAAGGCGCGACAGACUCUGUUCUCGUUCGCGAACGAGACUGCGGCGAGCGAAGACUACGCUUUAGCGGCUGCUUUAGGCAGAGAAGAGAUCAAGGAUUUGUCCGACGCGAGCUCGGGGUCGUUCGACGAGGAAGAUUCAACGUUGAUGAAGACGGAUUUGGAGCCGAGCAAGAUGGACAUCGUGGAUUUAUCGAACAAAGAGAGACGCUUAGAAUCGAAGAUGACAGUAGGUCCCACGAUUUUCGAAAGACUGAGAGAUUUGCAAAAGUUUGACCAAAAAGAACGCGUGAGACGGUUGGAAUGUCACAGAAUGGUGAGGUACCGCGACGAGGUCAAAUCGCUCAUGGACGUCGGGCCGCAACAAGUUAAUUUGAACGACAUGUUCGACGAUUUAUACACCAACUUCCGCGAAAGAAAGAGCAGCAACAACAACAACAACAACACCGGGACCGCUACGAAUAAUACGGGGAGCUCCAAUAGUAACAAAAUCGCCUCCAAUGGGAGUGGAGUCAAAGCGCCGAGGUGA